GGCGGAGGGAAUCCAGACUGGCCGGUUGGCAAACAUAUAAAUUCUUGGGCGGUCCCAUGUUACCAUUGGCGGGGAGUAUCGUGACUUCACCUGCUUGAUCGUCUCGACAUACACUCUUUUUUCACAAUGGCUCCUCUUUCGCUCUUUUUCUCGUCGCUCCUUUUCUCCGUUGCGCUCGGUGCGCCCGCCGCCUCCAGUAGCUCAAACCUGGGGAGAGACCUUUCUCUCGUUCAAACUUUCAAGCACAAGAUCACCGUCGACCCGUCAGGAGUCACCAAGAACUGGACCGGAAGCAAUGUCUGCAACUUCGACGGCUUCAGUUGCGCCAAGAACCCCAAUACCGGAAACAACGCCUUGUCAGGGAUCGAUCUGAAUGGGUUCGGACUUGAGGGCAAGGACCUUGUCCUCGAUGGUUUCCUCGACAAGCUGACCGACCUCACCUUCUUCCACGCCAACAGCAACGGCUUCACGGGAUCGCUUCCCAAGGAUCUUUCGGCUCUCAAGUGGUUGUGGGAAAUUGACGUCAGCAACAACAAGCUUUCCGGUCCUUUCCCGGCUGGCGUCUUCGACCUCGACUUGACCUUCCUCGAUCUGCGGUUCAACGAGUUCUCUGGUCCCAUCCCGAAGGAGGCUUUCAACCUCGACCUCGAUGUCCUUUUCUUGAACGACAACAAGUUCUCGGGUAGCAUUCCUAGCAACGUUGGCUCUUCCCCUGUCAUUUACUUGACGUUGGCCAACAACAAGCUCAACGGAUCCAUUCCCAAGAGUAUUGGAAACAUGAAGAACGUUCAGGAGAUUCUCCUCCUUGGCAAUGAUUUGUCCGGAUCGCUUCCUAGAGAUUACAACAUCAAGAACCUUACCGUCUUUGACGCUAGCGAUAAUAAGUUGUCCGGAUCAGUUCCCGAGGGACUGUGCAAGCUAGACACUCUGGGAGUCUUGAACCUCACCAGCAACAACUUCAGCGGAACUCUGGGACCGGCCUGCACUGCUCUGCUUAAGAACCAUGUCCUUGAUGUUACCAACAACUGCAUUCAGGGUGUUAAGGGCCAGAAGCCCGCCAGCCAGUGCAACCACUAA
Messenger RNA from Colletotrichum acutatum, 1077 nucleotides. RefSeq lists its product as uncharacterized. Bases 127 to 1077 code for a protein of 316 amino acids. Gene Ontology annotation, molecular function: protein binding. The transcript has a single exon. The record is from RefSeq and is a predicted model, not a curated record. Lineage: Eukaryota; Fungi; Ascomycota; Sordariomycetes; Glomerellales; Glomerellaceae.